Molecule: messenger RNA, 6217 nt
Organism: Chaetomium strumarium
Lineage: Eukaryota; Fungi; Ascomycota; Sordariomycetes; Sordariales; Chaetomiaceae
Exons: 1
Coding region: 260-5836 (1858 amino acids)
Source: RefSeq, a predicted model, not a curated record
AGAGGCUAAGCUUCGGCAAGGCGUCUCGACCGGCGCGGCCGUCGACGGGAUUGACAGAAAGGCUUUUUUCAGCAAUUCACGGUGACGAAGAGCAAGACGAGACCGUCGUGCCGAAGACUUGAGUCCCAGGCACCAUAGGUUCGAUUGACUAGGACCCUGAGACCCGCAGCGUCAGGGGAAUUCGACCGUGCAUUGGACGAAGCUCCCCGAUCGCGGUCAACGCUCGCAAGCCACGCCCUGACCAAGCUUAUAUAGCAUCAUGGCCGCAUACGCGCAGAAUUCAGCUUUUAAGCCGCUCCCGCCGCCCGGCGGCUAUCCUCAGGGUUAUCAUCUCCAUGUGCAGUCGCAGCAGCAGCAACACCAGCAGCACUUCGGCCCCGACGGUGUCCCCCGGCCACCCUCGUUUGUCGGGCUGCCGCCUAUUCGCCGCGCUUCCACAUUCGGGUCCUCCCUCGGCCUGACCGCAGAGGAAUUCAUGCCCUCUGAGAACAAUGGCGAAGGUACUUCCCGUCAGCAGCAACCGCACCAACCGCAGCAGUCCACGUCCGCUUCCCAGGGAGGCCAGUCUCAGUCCAGAAUGGCGGGACAACCGACGAGCCAGUUCAUGCCCGCUUCACAGCACUCCGGCCACCAUGUCCAGAGCGUCUAUCGGCCGACGCAGGGCGCCCAGAGCUCUCAAGGUGCCCAGAGACCAGCACAGCAAGGCCAGACGUGGCAGCUGCAGGGCCAGAAUCCCAACCAGCACCACGCCUUCCCGAAUAAUGCCGUCCCCGGGGGUGGCUUCCAACAUGCGGGCAUGCAGGGACAGGGGGCGUCCCAGAUACCGCCGAGAAAUCUCGCCGGCGUUCCUGGGACAGCUGCCUCCGGAAUGAGUGGCGCGGCGCCGCAAACGGGCCAGGGCCAGCAGUUUGUGCCUGGAGGCGGACGGCCGAUGAUGGUUCCCCCUCACCUGUUGCCCGGCAACCUCCUUCAGAGAUUCCAUCCCCACGGUGGCGGCUGGAACCUGCAAGAAUCGCACCUAUCCGAGCCUCUCCAGCCCACAGGUCGUCACCGACGCUCGCCGAGCAGUGCUUCUUCGCAGCAGCAGCAGCAGCAGCAGCAGCAGUACUAUGCCCUCGACAAGGAGACUGGCUUAACGUCGUCUACGAGCACAUCUACGCUGCAGCGGCACAAACCCCUGCAAGCCCAACAGACCCAGCAGGCUCAGCCGACGCAACAACAACAGCAACAGCAACAGCAACAGCAACAGCAACAGCAACAGCAACAGCAACAGCAACAGCAACAGCAACAGCAGCAACAGCAAGCUAGGGCCCAGCAGCCUUCGGGCUUUCCCAGCCCAGAGGACCAGUCUGCCGCCGCUUCUCAACCAGACCAGGAUCCAUCGACAAGCCAUCAGACCGCCGCCGGUCAACGCGCGGAUGGAGAUGCCCUGUCGCGGCUGCGCUCCCAGCAGAACCAUCCAUCACGGCCCGGUGCCAUGUCUGCUGCUGCCAAGGAUGGACCGAAGAAGCGCAACUCUGACGUCUUCACCAGUCUACGAGGCCGGCUCGCCGUCGGUCACUCGGAUAGGCGGCAUGACUCGGAGAACGGCCCGAGCGUCCAGGGCGCCAACGGCGACGCUGCCUCGGUGGCUAGUGCCACGACCGAGGACGUGGUGGGCCAGCAACCGAAUCGCAAUCCAAUGUUCGGCCCCAGGGGCGGUGUGCCCACACCCGACAACCUGUCCUACAGCCACAGCAAAGACAGCGUUGUUGCCCAUGGUCCCGGAACGCCGAUGGGCGAGCGCGUGACACCUCCGCCUGCGUCCCAAUUCGCGCCUCCAGGGACCCAAGGCGGCCCAGGGGGGAAGCUUAACAAGUUCUUUGGCAUAGGUGCUCACUCCAACCCUUCGCAGCCAGGCAGUCAGUACCUGCCGGACAUACCACGGUCCUCAACAUCCGCCACCGGUCCUGAGCACAAGCAUACCGCAAGCCUUGGCGGUGGCCCGAAGAAGCGCUUCUCUGCUCUCAAAGAUGUCUUCUCCCGGUCGUCUCCUAACGACGGUCCGAAGAAUUCGGGGCCAUCUUUUACCGUCAGGAUGCCCACACAAAGCCCGCCCCAAACGCAAAUCCCAGCCCAAUACCAAGGUCAAUCUCUGCUUCAAACUCGUAAUCCAGUUUCGCAAGGGGGGGGCAUGACUGCGCAAGCAGGGCCGAUGGGCGCGCCGCCAACUGUGCCCGGCCUUCAGUCGAGCUCGAGCAACGCUCCGCCCGGCGGGCCUGUUCUCCAGCCAGGCUCAGCGGCCGGGUCACUCUUCGCUGGACAACAGCAAACCGGCCCUGUCACGGGCGUCGCCGGCGUCACGCGGCCCGGGUACAGCACGCCGAUGGCCAUGCCACCUCAACAGAGCCUCUUCCCCAAUCAAAACCAAGACCGGAAGCCCAGCGGGGGGAUCUUUGGCUUUUUGAGAGGCCGGUCAGACUCUAAGUCACAGGAGACGCCGCCGCAACAACACGGCCUACAGGGUGGCCCAGGGCAACAGGUGGCUUUCGCGCCCGGGCAGGGCCACUUCCCGGGCCAGCAACUCGGCUUGCGGAAUCCCCUAGGUCCUGACGGACGUCCAGAGACGGGUGCCAGCCAACAGCCUCAGCCGGGACAGCUGGCUCCUCCACCGCAUUUCGUGCAACCCGGGGCCCCCGGCAGUGCCGGCUCGCUACAGUCGCAGCAAGGUCAAAUGCCGGCUCAACGUCAGAUGAUGGGAAUGCCUCAGCAGUCUGGGUUCCCUCCCGGCCAGCAGCGGGAUGUGCAGUUUGACGGGCAAAGACCGCCGAUGCAGACCCCGCCGAGUCAAGCGUCAAUCCAGGCCCGGCCUCCGAACCAGUCAACGACGGAUCAGCCGCAGGGCACUACCACCGUGUUCCAACGGAGUCAUCCAACCGCUCAGCAAGAAGCAACGAAACCGGCUGAGCCACCAUCUGCCGCGUCUACUGUUGAUUCUCCCAUCUCCCAGCAUUCCCAGCCCGCUACGCAGUUCCCCGUCGAGCAGCCUCGAUUCCAAACCGAAUCUCCGGUCAGCCCGAGGCAGCCUUUCACCGCUCCCGCCCAGCCCGGUCCGAAUCAGACGCAUCAACAGGUCCCGGACCCUCAAAACGGGACGCCAGCUCCUUCUACCCAGGCAGUUUCCCGAAAGCCUGUUCAAACACCGGCUGGCCCUGCCAUGGAUCGAUCCGCCCGACAGGGCUCUGACUAUGCCGUCGACGAUCAAUCCCAAAGGCCCGUGUCUCCGUCAUCACAAGCCCAGACGCCUCUGUCUGGCAUCCCGGGCGAGGAGAUGGAGCAGACUACAGCCGUUUCCUCCCAACAACAGGCUACAGGCGCCCAAAUGCAAACAACGGAUUCCGUAUUGCCAUCGCGGCAAUCACCGCCAGCAACAUUGCCCCGAGAAGGGACCCCGUUGUCUACUCGUGCUCCGGGCUCUAUAGCUGGAGAAUCGAUCCAAGGCCCCGGACCGACGCAGUCCCCGCCUAGCCAGCCACUCAACAGUCAGCCCGGUUUACGGCCACCUACCAAUGCACCAGCGACGCAGGCAGCCCCGGGUCUGGGGUAUACCGCUGGUCAGCAGUCUUUCGUUGCGUAUCAACCUGGUUCUGUCCUCCCUCCUCAUCUUCGUCGGCAGUUCGGACCUGGUAUUGCCCAUCCGAAUGGUCUCCCAAUGAAUGCUCAGCCGAAGGAGAAGGAGCAGAGCACGCUCUCCAAGUUGUUCAAAGGCAACAAAGCGCCCACUCCUACAGGGCCCGCGCCGAAAGCAGAGAAGGAGAAGGGCUCCAAGUUGGCGGUCCUGAGUGCCAUGAGCGCAUUCAAACGCGGAGCUAAACAGCCUGAGACACAAACACCAGCCCAGAUGACUCUUGGGCAGCCUGCUCAAGGACAGUCACCUGCUGCUGGAAUCCAGCAAUUUGCUGCACGGCCCCAACCCCAGGCCCAGUUCCCGCCUCAGCAACAACAGCAGCAGCAGCAGCAGCAGCAAGUCCCGCCCGGGCCCAGUCCUGGUAUGAUGACACGGAGGCCGACGCAACAACAACAAACCGGUCCAAUCCCCACUCCAGCGCUGGCGCAGCCCAGCCAGCAAGCAAUACCUUUGCAACACCCUCCUCGUCAAAUGCGUGUGCUCGCACCAGAACCCGAGUACGACCAAGUCCCGAUUCCUGCAGGAUACGGAUAUGUCCACGGUGAAGGGCGAGUGGCUCCUGCUCCUGCUCCGUUCUACGUCGGCCCCGCACAGAACGCCAACCCACACGCCCCCGUCAGCCUAUUGCCGGCCCGAACCGGGAUCCCUUGGGUGCAAUCUGGGGUCCUAGGGGUCCUAGGGGUCCAGCAGGGUCAACCGCCGGCUUUUGCUGGUCAACAACCGUUACCUCAUACUUCGACGGCGUCGCAGUCAUCAUCAACCCCCCGGUCUCAGACCCCCUCUCAAGCCCAGUCGCAGCACCAGGCCCCACAGGCUACGGACAUCGGCGAUCAGAAAGGCGCCCAGAUCGUAGAGGCGCAUCUCGCAAGCCAGCAGAUUCCCCCCCAAGUGCCUGGGCCUGCGACAGAGGAGCAACCGCAGUCGUUGCCUGCCAGUACCGCAGUUGAUGUUACUGCAGGCGGUUCACCACAGUCAUCCACGGACCCGCCGGCUACGCAGAUUCUCCCAGCAAAUGUGCCGUCUCCAGAGGAGCAGGCCCAGCAUCGGCCGGAGCCAGUUGGCAUGUAUAGCCAAGAUCGCAACGUCUCAGGCCCUCCCCCGAUCCAUUACGCAGUGCAUCAACAGUCUUCUGCCCCGCCGAAUGAGACAAUUACGCAAGGAGCGAGUCAGGCGCUGCACGAUCGGAAAAUGAGUGUGGGCGGCAUUGCAUCACUUCCCUCGCAACAAGCCAGGCAGACGCCAUCCGCGCAUCUAGGUGCGGCUUCCGUCGCGGCAAACGCCGGCUUCCCACCCCGCUCACCCAGUCCUCCUCCUCCACCUGUCGAUCGCGACCCGAGAGCCGUCAGCCCCGAGCACCUAGCUCAGGAACCCUUGUCCCCAACAACAAAGCAACUGACUACGCCGACCCAGCGUGUCGCCGAGGACAACAUCUAUGACGCGACACCACGCCAAUCCCAGUUCCCUGCUCAGCAGCAGCAGCAGCAACAUGAGGACAGCCCCGCCGCUAAACAGUCGCAAGUACCCGUACAGCAGCAGGGAUCGCAGCAUGCCGAUGAUGUCCCGAUCAACACCAUCACGAUCAAUGGCGUCGUCGAGCCCAAGUCAGCCGGACUCUCGCACGACACGACAAGGCCUAGACCCUUCGCGGAGACGCCUGAGCCAAUACUCAACAGGCAUCAUGUCGCCCAUGAUGAUGAUAAUGAUGAUGAUGACGGCCUUGACUCAUCAGACGACUCAUCAGACCUGGAGUCCCCCAUCAUCCAGUCGGCCACCAUCGCAACCGUGCAUGGGGCCGGCAACAGCACAGCAAGCCCCACCAGCAGCCCGUCCUCCCCCCACAACAACAACAACAACAACAACAACAACAGCGGCCCGGCGGGGGCAGCUGCUGCCGCCGCCGCGGCCGCCAACAAGGACAGUCUGGCCAUCUUCGAGCGGGCCAAGCGCAAGGCCGAGGAGCAGCGCGAGGCCGAGAGGCGUCUGGUGCUCGAGGAGAAGAUCCCUGUCUUCGACAACGACCACCACCAAGACGAGAACGACGCGUACGGUGGUGGUGGGGUCAACGGCAGGAAGAAGGACGAGGAGGUCCCGCACAUGAGUGCGACUAGCUAUCCCGGGCAGGAGUGGAAUCCGUAUGGGGAGGGGGGUUACGAAGCGUGGGAUGACUGAUAUCAUCACAGUUUCCAGUUUCUUGUUUCUUCUUUGAGAGGAGGAAUCGUGUCGUGUCGUGUUUGAUUUUUUCUCUCUUCGUGCACACAUAUCAUAUACACAGUAUGGGAUACCUGAUUCUGUUUUUCUUUUUAUAUAUCGAUCGAUCGAUCUGUCGGUCGUGGAGUGGCGUCGUCUACUUGACUGGAAUCUUUUGCUUCGUUUUUCCUUUUUGGAUAUUGAUAUCACCUCUUCUUUUUUUGCUGACGUGCGUAAGGUAAUCUGUCAGGUUUUAUCUCUAACUUACGGUAUUUAUUUACCGUUGUCUCUCUUCCACCUGUUUUUCUCUCUCGGGCUGAACUGCUCCUCGAUCGAAGUGUCUUAGCUUGCUGUUAGUAUUCC